This is a messenger RNA of Solanum lycopersicum (tomato), 832 nucleotides long. RefSeq lists its product as uncharacterized. Lineage: Eukaryota; Viridiplantae; Streptophyta; Magnoliopsida; Solanales; Solanaceae. The record is from RefSeq and is a predicted model, not a curated record. Gene Ontology annotation, molecular function: 5S rRNA binding; structural constituent of ribosome. Gene Ontology annotation, biological process: translation. Gene Ontology annotation, cellular component: ribosome.
AUGAUAUUAGAUUUGACCCUUUUUUUAACACUAUGGAGCCACUCUUUUGGAGAGUAGGCCUAUCCCAUGUGUUUCUUUGGUUAAAACAGAUUUUUCUCCCUUUACCUUAGUGAAGAAGAGUUCACCAAGAAUGGCUUCUUCUUCUUCAUUGGCACCUCUAUCUUUCUCUCUUUCCUCUGAAUUGCUUCCAUCACACAAACCCAAUUCUCUUUCAUGGUCUUCUUCAUUUCCCCAACUCAGAAUUUCUGCUUCUUCAAUUCCAUGCCCUUCAAAUCUCUCUUUUCACAAGAAAUUUGUCGUUGAGGCUGCAUGGACGAGAAGAUCUCGGAGUGAAGCUGCAAAAAAGCCCAACAGGAAAUCAUGGAAACAAAGGACAGAUAUGUAUUUGAGACCUUUUUUACUAAAUGUUUUCUUUUCAAAACGAUUUAUCCAUGCCAAAGUGAUGCAUCGAGGGACCAGCAAGGUGAUCUCUGUUGCUACCACAAACUCGAGAGACUUGAGGAACACAUUGCCAUCGCUUACUGAUAACGAUGCUGCUAGGGUAAUAGGCAAAUUGAUUGCAGAGCGAUCAAAAGAGGCUGAUGUCUAUGCCAUUGCAUAUGAACCUGGGAAGAAUGAAAGAAUUGAAGGUAGACUUGGGAUUAUUCUUGAUACUAUUCAACAAAAUGGCAUCAUAUUUGUUUAAAAAUUUCACCUUGUGUACACACUUUUUACUUGCAACUAGCUAUAUUAGUUAUUUUCAAGAUCAGUUAUUCCCAAACUAUUAGAACAUAUUCUGGGCUCGUCUUUGUUGCAUAUUAUUAAUGUUACUUGCCAAAAGAUUGUUCUGUUA